CAUAACAAAUGUUACUCUAUAACGUAAUAUAUUUAUACAAUAAUUAUAAUCCAUAAUAAAAAUUUGAUAAAUAAAAGUGUCAAUAAUAUUAUAUUCUUAAAAGAUACAUAUAUAAAAAAAUUAUUCUUAUGUAUUUAAGGUUACGUCAUGAAAACGUUAUAGGUAAUAAGUUAUAAGUUAUAACAUUCUUCUUUUACCACAGUAUGAGCUCACAAUACGAAUAUACUAAUAAAUUUAAACGUGAAUAUCAAUAUGACGAUAGACGAAAGAAAAAUAAAAGUAAUAGUUCCAAAUCACUGCCCAAACAAAGCUAUAACCAAGAAAUUAUAUCAACUGACAGAGAAGUAAUUUAUAAAUCUGAUAAAGAUUAUGAUAGUUUCUGUUUCACUAAAUACAAACAUGAAUUAAACAAAAUAUUCUCAGGGAAUUUGAAUACAGUACAGGAUACUGAUGACUUUUGGAAAUUUGUUAAUAAAUAUGAAACUGUACAAAAGAAACUUAAUACUUCUGAUACUGCAGUUAAUUUUUCGUUGAAUGAUAUUGGUGUACCAAAGAUAUAUCACAAAUUACAUUGUAUAAAUUUCAAACUGAGUUUAAACUUUAAUGAAUUAUUUGCACGUGUUCCUCCGACUGAAGCAUUAACAAAGGAACAGUUAUCAAGAUUUCAGAACAUAAUAAUUUUGUAUUUAGAUUUUAAACAGAAAGAAAAGUUUGCUAAAUUGAAAAAGCUUAGAGAAUCACAAGCAAAUUUGCCAGUUUAUCAGUAUAAGCAAAAGAUUAUCGAAACAAUAAAAAAUGAAAGAGUAGUUAUUAUAGCUGGUGAUACUGGUUGUGGAAAGUCCACUCAAGUACCACAGUAUUUAUAUUCGGCAGGCUUUCAAAAAAUUGCUUGUACGCAACCCAGGAGAAUAGCUUGUAUAUCAUUAGCCAAACGCGUUGCCUUUGAAACACUGACAGAGAAUUGCAACCAGGUUGGAUAUCAAAUUCGUUUUGAGAAACAAAGAAAUCAAGAUACUAAAAUUACUUUUAUAACAGAAGGACUUUUGUUAAGACAGCUAUCUGGAGAAUCUACCAUAUUACCCUAUGAUGUAAUUGUUUUGGAUGAAGUACACGAACGUCAUUUACAUGGAGAUUUUCUUCUUGGCAUUAUGAAGUGUAUCAUUAAUCAAAAACAGGACUUAAAAUUAGUGCUCAUGUCUGCUACCAUUAACAUUGAACUUUUUGGUAAUUACUUUGCAAAAGAGGAUGUUAAAAUAAUACAGGUUCCUGGAAGAUUAUAUCCCAUUCAGUUAUUAUAUAGACCUAUUACCAUAGAAGAUUUUCGGUACAAAAAUGAUAGAUUCAAUCCAAGCCCUUAUGUACAAAUAAUGCAAAUGAUUGAUCAAAAAUAUCCAGUUGAUGAAAAAGGCGAUUUGUUAAUAUUUCUAAGUGGAAUGAGUGAAAUUACUGCAGUUGUAGAUGCAGCAAAAGAGUAUAGUCAGAAGAAAAAUAACUGGAUUGUCUUACCGCUUCAUAGCACUUUAGCUAUCAGCGAACAAGACAAAGUAUUCGAUUACGUUCCUGAAGGAGUGAGAAAGUGUAUCGUAUCAACGAAUAUAGCUGAAACUUCUAUUACUAUAGAUGGAAUUAGAUUUGUUGCUGAUAGUGGAAAAGUAAAAGAAAUGAGUUAUGACCCCUCGUGUAAAAUGCAACGGCUAAAGGAAUUUUGGAUUAGCAAAGCCAGUGCCGAGCAAAGGAAAGGAAGAGCUGGUAGAACUGGACCUGGAGUUUGUUAUAGGUUAUACUCGGAAGAAGAAUAUACGGGGUUAGAAAAAUAUUCAACUCCAGAAUUACAACGCGUGCCUUUAGAUUCCUUACUUUUACAAAUGAUAGCCAUGGGACUUCCAGAUGCGCGAAAAUUUCCUUUUAUAGAACCACCACCAUCAGACAGUAUAGAAAACUCUAUUUUAUCAUUAAAAGAACAUGGUGCACUUACAGAUAAUGAAAAGAUAACGUGUAUUGGAAAAACACUUGCACGUUUACCUGUUGAUAUAACAAUAGGGAAAAUGUUAAUAAUGGGUUCAGUUUUUCAUCAGGUUGAACCAGUACUAUCCUUGGCUGCCGCUUUAAGUAUACAAACACCAUUUACAAAUAGAGCGUAUAGAGAUCCAGAAUGUGAGACAUCUAGAAAAAAAUUGGAAUCUGAUCACGGUGACCCAAUAACAUUACUAAACGCAUUCAGAGAAUGGUUGGAAAUGAAACAACAAAAUUCUCAGGAAUCUAGAAGUUCUGGCAAUAGCAGUAGAAAAUGGUGUAAAAGAAGAGGCUUGGAAGAACAAAGAUUUUAUGAAAUGACGAAAUUAAGAGCACAGUUUAAAGAACUACUUCAAGAUUGUAGCUUAUUAAAAAAUCUUCCAGAACCAAAUUCUUCCAUGAGUAGUGCAGAGCGUGCAAUUAGACAUGGAGAACUGAAACUUUUAAAGUCUUUGAAAAGAACUUAUAAGCAAAGUGAACCCAGAAAGCGAAAACAAUUAAAAUUGGAGACUUUUGAUAUACACUUAGAAGAUAAUGAUAACGACGAAAAAGAAAUUGACAUAAAAGAUGUUGAAUUUCGUAUGAGAAACGAUCCAAGUCAAGUUCAAAAUUUAUUGGUCGCAGCUAGUGCAUGCAGUUAUAAGGAUUUAACAAUGUUAAAGUUAAUAUUGUGCAGUGGUUUAUAUCCACAAUUUGCAUGUGCCGAUGAAUUUAAUUAUUGUAAGUCAAUGAGUGAACAAUUGUUUCAUACAAAAGCAAAACCGUAUAUUGCCUUACAUCCAAUGAGCUUCUUUGGAAACCAUCCACAAAUACUACAGUUAGAAGAAACUGAUAUUGUAUCAAUAUUAGGAUUCAAAAGUAAAACUCCUGUUAGUCCAAAACAUACAAUAUUAGCAUAUUUAUCUCUUUUAGAAACGACAAAGCCUUAUUUAGUAAAUACCCUUAGAAUGCCUGCUGCACAAACGUUACUUCUGUUCGCACGUGAAAUUGAUACGAACAGUACAUUUUCAAUAAUUGUAUGUGAUUCCUGGUUAGCAUUAGAAUUUCCAGUACCUGAUAGCGGUCAAACGUUAUUAAUGAAAGCUACUAAAUUACGACACAAAUGGGAUUUUUUACUAAAUCAACGCUUACAAGAGCCAAACACAAAUGAUAAUGAAAAACAAGAUUUUAGUGAAAUCGAGUAUACGCUUACUCAAGAAUUGAUUGACUAUAUGCACACCACAGUUCCUUAUACAUUAAAACGACUUUUACCAGCCGAUCUGAAGACAAUCUAUGUGGGAAGCACUGAAAACAACGUAUCUAUAGAUCCUAAUCCAUUUCAGUCAGAUUUUCAAGUAAUUUCCAAUUCAACUAAAGGGGGAGUUCAUUUAACAAAUACCAUCACAUAUAAUUGUUUGAAAGAAACUGAAUGGAGUGAUAAGCUUUUUUUAGAAAUGUCAGAAACAGAAUGGCAAUGCCAUAAUUGUAAUAUGCAAGCAGUUCUUACAAGCAUACAAAAGUUACAACAUCAACAGUCCUGUAAUAAGCAAUAUACAAAGGAAAUUGAAAAGCCUUCUAACAAUAUUAAACGUAAAUCCAAUACACAGACUUACGAGUGUCCUGACUGCGAGCAAAUACUGCAUCUAACACCAAUCGAAAUACUUAAACACAAGAAGUCACAUAUUAAAUGAAUCUUUUUU
Messenger RNA from Osmia bicornis bicornis, 3692 nucleotides. Its product is annotated as probable ATP-dependent RNA helicase DHX34. The transcript is spliced from 14 exons. NCBI's taxonomy places the organism in Eukaryota, Metazoa, Arthropoda, Insecta, Hymenoptera, Megachilidae. The coding region runs from base 204 to 3683 and encodes 1159 amino acids. Gene Ontology annotation, cellular component: intracellular anatomical structure. Gene Ontology annotation, molecular function: RNA binding; ATP binding. Gene Ontology annotation, biological process: nuclear-transcribed mRNA catabolic process, nonsense-mediated decay. The record is from RefSeq and is a predicted model, not a curated record.